Molecule: messenger RNA, 2511 nt
Organism: Spodoptera littoralis (African cotton leafworm)
Lineage: Eukaryota; Metazoa; Arthropoda; Insecta; Lepidoptera; Noctuidae
Source: the annotation of a GenBank genome assembly
AUGAAAGUGUGGGGAGCUCACGGAGAGUUCUGCGCGCGACACCAAUGGGAGGUGAUCGUGGCUACCUUAGCCCUGCUGGCCUGCGCUGCCAGCGUUGAGAGAAAUGGCCCAGGGAAUAGAUCAGAGCACUGCGCAGGGUGGGCCCGCGCCUGCCCAGGCCUCGAAGCCGAGUACCAAGCUGCCGACGCAGUUAUAAUGACCUUCGUCCGCUGCGCAGCCCUCCUAUACGCCUACUAUCAAAUCUCCAACCUCCACAAAAUAGCUUCGAAGUAUCUUCUCAUCAUCGCCGGGGUGUUUUCGACUUUUGCCAGCUUCAUCUUCACCUCAGCCCUAGCCAGUUUGUUCUGGAGUGAGUUGGCGAGUAUAAAGGAUGCGCCGUUCCUAUUUUUGUUGGUCGCUGAUGUGGCUAGGGGCGCGAGGAUGGCGAAGGCUGGCUGGUCUGCUGGAGAAGACCAAGGAAAGAGGGUUGGGAGAGCGUUGUCUUUGCUUGGACCCACGGCUACGUUAGACACACUUCUCGCUGUCUUAUUAGUAGGAGUCGGGGCGUUAUCUGGCGUCCCUAGAUUAGAACAUAUGUGCACAUUUGCCUGCCUAGCUCUGUUGGUAGACUAUUUAGUAUUUGUGACAUUUUACCCCGCCUGUCUAUCUUUAGUAGCGGACUUCGCUUCAGGGCGAAAAGAAAUAUCACCUGACAAUCCAUUCUCGGAAGCUGAUUUAAAACCGAACCCUGUUGUUCAAAGAGUAAAGAUGAUAAUGGCCGCUGGUCUCUUAUGUGUACACCUGACCAGUAGAUGGCCUUGGAGUGUCGAUAACGGGAUCAUAGAAGGUCCCACAGACACAUUAACCCCUACCCCGAACGACAACGUCCUCCUACAUUCCUACGUGAAAUGGUUCUCAGUCUCCGCCGACUACAUAGUCAUAGCGACACUACUAUGUGCCUUAAUUAUUAAAUUUAUGUUCUUCGAGGAGCAUCGAAGCUGGGUCAUUGACAUGAAUGACAUGACCGUGAAAGAAGUAAUUCAAGAGCAAGCAAGAAUUAAGCCGAAAUUCUCAGUUGGAGAUGAUUCUAACUCUGACGUGUCUACUCAGACAGAAGGAGUUUCUGAAGAGGAGUGGCCUACUCUCUCUCCAAGCUCUUCUGCAGCUAAAUUGAACGCGAAGAAGCGUCCAAUGGCUGAAUGCCUCGAAAUAUACAGAUCUGAAGGAGGCUGCAUCUCACUUAGUGACGAGGAAGUGGUGAUGUUGGUAGAACAAUCACAUAUACCUCUACAUCGGUUGGAAGCGGUGUUGGGUGACCCACUCCGCGGCGUUAGAUUACGCAGGAGAGUGGUCGGUACAAGAUUCCAGACCGAGCUAGCUAUAAAACAACUGCCUUACUUAAAUUACGAUUAUUCUAAAGUGCUGAAUGCGUGUUGUGAAAAUGUGAUUGGUUAUGUUGGAGUACCGGUGGGAUACGCAGGUCCAUUGGUCGUUGACGGUAAGGCCUACAUGAUCCCAAUGGCGACCACAGAAGGAGCGUUAGUUGCUUCUACGAAUAGAGGAGCCAAGGCUAUCGGUCCGAGGGGUGUAACGAGUGUGGUAGAAGACGUAGGUAUGACGAGAGCGCCCGCCAUCAAACUGCCAAACGUUGUCAGAGCACAUGAGUGCAGACAAUGGAUAGACAAUAAGGACAACUACGCCUUAAUCAAAGAAGCCUUCGACUCCACAUCGAGGUUCGCUCGCCUGCAAGAGAUCCACAUAGGCGUGGAUGGGGCAACGCUGUACUUAAGAUUUAGAGCGACCACAGGAGACGCCAUGGGCAUGAACAUGGUCUCAAAGGGCGCAGAAAACGCCUUAAAACUCCUCAAAAACUACUUCCCAGACAUGGAAGUUAUUAGUUUAUCAGGAAACUAUUGCUCUGAUAAAAAAGCAGCCGCUAUUAACUGGGUCAAAGGUAGAGGGAAGCGAGUGGUCUGUGAGACUACUAUAACAAGUGACAAUUUGAGGACGAUCUUCAAAACUGACGCUAAAACUCUGGCGCGGUGCAAUAAGAUUAAGAAUCUCUCAGGGUCGGCUUUAGCCGGGUCCAUUGGUGGUAAUAAUGCACACGCAGCGAAUAUGGUGACCGCUAUUUACAUAGCAACAGGCCAAGACCCAGCUCAGAAUGUAACCAGCUCGAAUUGCUCCACAAAUAUGGAAUGCUGUGGGGAAAAUGGUGAAGAUCUUUACGUGACUUGCACCAUGCCGUCUUUGGAAGUGGGUACUGUCGGUGGGGGCACGAUUUUGACAGGCCAAGGCGCUUGUCUGGAGAUUCUAGGGGUGAAAGGAGCUGGGGUUCGUCCAGCUGAGAACUCGGCAAGACUAGCUUCCCUGAUUUGCGCCACCGUUUUAGCUGGCGAAUUAAGCCUAAUGGCUGCUCUCGUCAAUUCAGAUCUUGUCAAAUCUCAUAUGAGACAUAACCGCUCUACGGUAAACGUACAAGCUGUUAACAUUCAAACAGAUACUAUAACUUUAAAAGUACCGACGUUAUAA